This is a messenger RNA of Morchella importuna, 1338 nucleotides long. RefSeq lists its product as uncharacterized. The coding region runs from base 1 to 1338 and encodes 445 amino acids. NCBI's taxonomy places the organism in Eukaryota, Fungi, Ascomycota, Pezizomycetes, Pezizales, Morchellaceae. The record is from RefSeq and is a predicted model, not a curated record. The transcript has 2 exons.
AUGAGUUUCUGGGAUCACAUGAAGUUGUGGGAGAAGAUGUUGUUGGUGUUGGCUGUUGGAAUGUUUUUGACACUUCUUGCUGGAUGCCUCAAAUUAAUAUACAACAAUUACAGAGUCAAGAAGCAUACGAAGAUCGCUGAGGCUAGAAAAUCACACAUAGAAAGUAUUGGUGGUGGAACCGACCUCGUCAAGUCGAAGCAGGAUGAGAUUCCGUUUGGAAUCAAGGCAUUGGAGGCCGGUGUAGAGGUGGAAGGCAUUUACAUUUCACGGCCCAAUACUCCUGCUCGCUACACUCAAAGCCAGGCUACCCUUGUAGGAUCCGACGCAGCAAGCCAGAAGUCUCGCGGCCAGGGGCCUCCAAGCCCCAGAUUUGCUCAUGGAAAUGGGUCUGGAAGCUCAUCACCUGCACCCUCAAUGAAAAGCGGACGACCAAUAGUCUAUCAACCCAGUCCUUAUGUGCAGCUUCCCCCAGCAAGUUACGCCGGAAUGUCUUCAGUGCGCUCAAGUGCAUCCUCACUCAACGGUACACCGCCAAUUACCCGACACUCAUCGACUGAAAGGGUUCAACAGAAUCACCGACCUUAUUCCGAGAAUGGGCAGGACUGGCAGGGAAAGUCUAUUCCAACAGUCCCAGAUGCGGAUACCCUCGCAAAGUUGGAAGGACGACAGUCAUCUGGUUACGAUUAUUCAAAGAGCGGCAAGCGGGGCUCAAGCCGAACUCCGAGCCCUCCUGAGAGUCAGGUUUCCCCAAGUCUUCCUUCAGUAGACGAGGAUGGGCCGUCAGAAGAGUCAUCGCGUGAAUCUGAUUCAAGUCUUGAGCGUCGCCAGCACCCUAGAUAUUCAAGACCGGGUGGGCUUUUGGCAACAUAUUCCUCACCUUCGCUCCCAUCAGCAUUGAAUCGCCCUGUGUCUGAAACAACACAGGGAGAUCUCUCGGCUCUUCAUUCCCAUCGCUUGUCUCAUGCUGCUGAGGUUGGUCAGCUUUUACCGCGCAAACGGCAGUCAAACAACCCUGGCAGUGUCACCCCAACUGGUGAAGCAAGCCAGCCUUUUUAUUCACAAGCCACAUCUGACCCAGUAUAUGCCCUGGACAUUGCAAUUCCAAAGGGUGGACUUGACGGUCUUCACUAUCCACAGCUACCCUCAAUGGAUUCCUUGCCGACGCGGAAAGAUACUCCAUUUGGUAGUGAUAGCAACUGGCUUCCAGGAUCAGAGCAAGGUGGACAAGUAUUAUCUAGCUCUGACUCGUCGUCAGAACGAAAACCUAUAAAGGGCAAGGGAAAGAAUCUGUUGAAAAAGGGUAAAGGGAAGGAUGUGGAUUUGGAGGCCCAGAGUUGA